Messenger RNA from Argiope bruennichi, 5384 nucleotides. RefSeq names its product pikachurin-like. The transcript has 14 exons. Lineage: Eukaryota; Metazoa; Arthropoda; Arachnida; Araneae; Araneidae. Gene Ontology annotation, molecular function: calcium ion binding. The record is from RefSeq and is a predicted model, not a curated record. Bases 169 to 2775 code for a protein of 868 amino acids.
CGCCGACGAAAGCCCAGCCCUCUGUGGUGUUGCCAUUCGGUUCUCUGUGCUGUGUGGGUGCCAUGGGGGAUUCGUAGCCGAGUGAGUGGUGGAACGAAUUGAUUUCCCGCAUCUCCAUGCUUUAGAGGGGACCGUAGUUGCCAUCGACCAGUACAUGAUUCCGGCAACAUGGCACUCCUGAUCUUCGGGAAACUCACCGCGUGCCACUUGCUUCUGGUGCUUCUGCUUCACCGACCACCUGUGCUGAUCGCUAAGAAUUUCGAAGCCGCCUUCCAAGGAGAAUGCAGAGAGGAUAGUCCUUGUCAACACCUGUGUUUCGACCUUCACGAUGGAACCUUUGAAUGUGCCUGUAAAGAUGGCUUCACGCUGUCUGUGAAUGGAUACAGUUGCAUCGAAAACUCCAAGUUACGAGAGAGAGACUGGGGAAAUGCAUCUCUCUGGAUGGAGAAUAUGACUUCAUCCGAAGAUUUUUUUAAUUCAGAAGACAUAGAUUCUAUGCCUUCUUUACAUACGCUGAAUGACGGAAGUCCUGAAAGUCGUGCCUAUCAUCAGAAAGAUGGUGUUGAAAUCAAUUUUGAAACUCUAGACAAGGAAUUUAAGAGAAGGACACACCAUCGACCCGUCUCUUACGAGCAUCUUCAUGAGAACUCUGCUAGUCGCUCACUCAAUUCCUUCAAUGUUCACCCACAGGAACAUGUGAUUCCAAAGACUGUCAGUCAUGGUGAUGUCUUUCAACCAUUGAACACUAUUGCUGUGUCGACACCAUCUGUGCAUCAAGUUUUUCACACCUGCUCUGAAUUGCAAUGCGAGCAUGGGGGAAAUUGUGUACUUGAUGGAACAUCAAAACAAACAGUGCGAUGUAAGUGCCCGCUGGGUUUCGGAGGAACAUUUUGUGAGCAAGUGGUAGAAGCAAAGUAUCCACGGUUCCAUGAAGAUUCCUAUAUCGCCCUUCCAAUCCUGCGAGACGCCCAUAAAUCUAUGCAAGUGACACUCGAAUUCCGGCCUGAAGCUAAUGAUGGAUUGAUUCUAUACAGCGGUGAGAAACUGGAUCUACGAGGCGAUUUUAUAUCGAUUUCUUUAAACAAAGGUUUCAUUGAAUUCCGAUUCGAUUGCGGCAUGGGUGAAGGUGUCCUUAUUAGCGAUCAACCUAUUGUACUUCGGUCUUGGAAUACGUUAACAAUCUACAGAGAUAGAUGGGAUGCUUGGAUGCAAUUAAACAGCGGAACUCAAGUUCAAGGCAGAUCCAAGGGCUUAUUUUCAAGAAUUACUUUUCGAUUAAACUUGUAUAUCGGAGGCUCACCUAAUAUUAGUUUGGUAGCAGAUCGAACUCAAGUUCAGUCCAGCUUCAAAGGAUGCUUGCGGCAUUUAGCCAUCAACCGUCACGUCUAUGAUUUCCGACCCAGCCCAAGAGGAGACGCUCUGGAAGGAAAUGACAUAGAUGAAUGCAGCGCAGAUGUGUGCAGUAAAGUGACAUGUUUAAAUGGAGGCCAAUGCGUAGCGGCGAGUCCUGAUUAUGGAGUAUGCCUGUGUCCUUUGGGUUUUAUAGGAGACAAAUGUGAAUCAGCAAUGGAGUUGAUUGUUCCACUCUUCAAUGGUUCUUCGUAUCUUCAGUAUCCUGGUCUAAGUAACACCGUUCUCUCUUUCAUUGAACUUCAGAUUGUCUUCAAACCAUACAGACCAAAUGGUGUGUUGUUCUACAAUGGCUAUAAAAUGGAUGGCACAGGAGAUUUUAUAACUCUUAAUUUAGUAAACGGCUAUUUGGAAUUCAGAUUUGACCUGGGGACAGGUGCUGCUGUGAUCAGGAGUGUAGAACCUUUAGCUGUCGGAGUGUGGCACACGGUUUUUAUUUCCCGUACUGGGCGCGAUGGGAUUCUAGAAGUUGAUGACCAACCUAAAGUAGAGGGUACUUCUCCAGGAGCCUUCACUCAAUUAUCGCUUCCUCUGAAUAUGUACAUUGGAGGAGUUCAUGAUGCAAGAGAUGUAGCUCGGAAAGCUUCCAUUACAGAAUCUUUUACAGGCUGCAUUCAAAAGGUUGUUAUCAACGGAAAACCUCUGAAACUUGUAGAUGAUGCAUUAGCAGGAAUUAAUGUUGCCAACUGCCUUCAUUCGUGCGUUGAAGAACCAUGCAAGAAUGGAGGUCACUGUGAACCGAAAAUGGCAUACUAUUCUUGUCACUGUCAUUUAGGAUAUGCUGGAAAUAACUGCGAAAAAGAAGUUACAGAAAUGAUUGCAGAGCCCAUGUUCACAGGAGCAAGUUAUCUCCACUAUUUGGAUGAAAAUGUUGUUAAGAGAAUUCGUGGGAAUAAACUUGACAUUAAACUGAAAUUCCGUUCUUUUGGCCCAAGUGGAUUACUUCUUUGGUCCGGGAAAAAAGAAAUGUCUGCAUCAUCUGACUAUUUAUCAUUAGGUUUAAAAGAAGGAUAUUUACAUUUUCAAUAUAAUCUUGGUUCUGGAGAAAUAAUUAUUGUUUACAACACUACAAGAGUAGAUGAUGGCAAGUGGCACACGGUUAAAGUUACGAGAGUUGAGCAAGAGGGGUCUCUGAUCGUUGACAAUGGGAUUGUAGCUAAAGGAACAUCACCAGGAAUACUUAAUCAACUCAAUGUCAACAAUGGAUUAUAUUUAGGUGGCAUGGAAAGCAUAGCAAGUUUAAGUAUGAACAAAUACCACUCAGGUCUUGUAGGCUGCCUUGCAAAUGUGACUUUAUCUACAAAUUAUCACAUUCGUCUCAUCACUCACGCUACUACUGGGAUCAACAUACAGGCGUGUCUCUAGAGUACAAAACUAAACGUACGACUGUUUUCCUACUAGAGUCAACACAUGAUAUAGUAGGAUACAUUUCCUAUGAAUAGUAGGCCCACAUGUGUAGCCAAAACUGCCCACAGUUGAGAAUUCACUGCUGUCACCGAACCAUUCUAGCAGAAUUCUGUAGUUUGUGUUCACAUAUACAUGUGCUACAAGGAAGAUUUUAUACGGCUAAUCCUUGAUUGUGACCCCAUGUGUUGUGCUAGUGCCUUCAGUGAGCAGCAAGAUAUGUUUCUGCACCUGUCAUUCUACCACUCUCAUACUUUUUAGUACAAGCCCCUUCAGAAACAUGAUUUGUUAGCUCAAGUUUGAUUCGCAUAGUUACCGUUAUAAUGAAUAAUGGCGUUGUUUUGAAUUGGAUAUUGUCAAUAUACCUCAAUAUCAAGAUGGGAGCAAGUUGACGAUAUGAGAAACCGUGUCUGUCUAACAUACAUAUAUCAUUCUUUAAGUAUGCUGUAAGGCCGGUCUACUGCACAGCAACCUCUCUACGGUGGCGUAACUAACUGGCCAUUCGGCCUAUUAUAAGGACAGGGCCACUAUUUUUUGCGAGCUGAGAACUCAAAUUUCAUUUCUUUAGACACAGCAAGAUGGAUACGAAUGGGGAAAAUAUUGUGAUUAGAUUCUAUUUUGAAAGUGAAUCUUCCGUUUUCAUGAGUUUGUCUAGUCAUUUAUACUAUUCAAGAAUUUUUACCACUUCAUUUCUGUUUGUUCUUAAGUACUGAAAUGCGCUAAAAAAUUGAUUUAUCAUCCAGUUAGAAAAAAUUGUUCAUUUUAGUAGUUUUUUAGAAAGUGUAUCAAUGCUGGAGGGAGCUAAACCGGUUUAAUCAUCUCUAGCUAAAUUUAUAGCGCUCGAAAUAUUCCUUUCACUUUCUUUUUAAUAUUUCAACACAUUUUUUUCAACACCAGAUUUCACAAGGAAAAAAAAAAUGAAAUUUCCUGAAAACAAAAUGGCUUGCCGUUUUUGCUAUUCUUUUAUUGAUUAAAAAUGUAACCAAAUUUAGUUACCUGUGAAGGUGCCUGCAUCAAAAAGUUAUUGUAAUUUUUUUUUCUAAAUCAUUAAAAAACGAAGUAUUUUCGUAGAUGGUAUCAUUUAGUAAUUAUCUAAACUGUUUUAAUUAAAAUAAAAAAGGCUUAGAAUAAGAAAGAAGUGCGAUAAUAAGAGGAUUUUGAAUGGUUCAUAUAAAUUUGGAGACAUACUUGUCUUAAAACUUGUGGUAUAAGCUCCCUCUGCCUUAGUUACGCCACUGAUGCCUCUACAUACUUAUCAAAAGGUAAUUCUUGUAGAAGUACUGAAGGGAUUUAUUUACCUUUGAAAAAUGGGGAAGCAUUCCCUUACAUAAUUACUUUAUAUUGAUAUGUAUUCCUCAGUCAUGAGUGUGUGUUAGAUAGCGUUUAUACUUCACGAUGGGCCCAAUCCUGUAAGGUGCACUUUCACUUAGAUGUUUUAUGUAGAUCAAAAACUGAGCCUCCAAACUAUGAACUGUUUCAAUCCUGAUUUAAAAGUGUAAAUACAAAUUCAUUAUUUCAGUGCGACUGUAAUUACACCUUUCUUAUGGAAUUAUAUUUUCAACUUUUUCAAGGGUUAUAAACAACUUUGGAUUUAGUUACAUUUAGUUCACUUAAAAUAUGAGAGAGAUUUCAAAUGUUCAAUGAAUAUGAGACCAAAAGUAAUAUUUGAUAAAUGUAUAUAGAGAACGUAACUCUAUCUUAAGACAUAUAUGUGCAUAUGUUUAAUGCGCAUGUGAAUUCUGUGUGUGAGCGUGAAAGGGAGUGUGUGUGUGAAUAUUUGUUUGAAUGUACGAUGUAGAAAGCUACAUAAGUAAAAUUGUAGUUUAUUCAAUGGCGAAACAUCUAAUGUUAAGAAAGAUAUUGUAGUUUAAGUUGAUUUAACUUCAUUUUAGAUUGAGAAAAGAGUUCUUAAUUUAAAUAAUGCAUAUCCUUCAUAAACAGCAUAGAGAUUAAAAUGUUGUGCAAGCUAUUUUAUGGCAUAGAGAUUGUGAUAUGUUUUAAUGGAAUAUGUAACACAUCUCACUCCUAGAUAACUAAAGUGGUAAUUUUCUAAAUUUGUAUUUUGUUACAAAAUUUGAAUGUCAUAUGAUAAAUGAAUAUUAUGUUAUAUGUAUGCUAUUUUAAGAUAUUUUAAAUAUAAAAGCUUCAUUUUUUUACCAUUUCAUACAAUCAAAAUUCUGCUUGAUAUAUUUGAGAGAAAUUACUUAUAGAGAAACUUCUGUAACAUAAAAAAUUUGUUUGCAAAGAAAUCUUAUUGGUACUUAUAAUUUAUUUAUUCUUUUAUAUAAAUAUAGAAUAAAUAAUUAAAAAAAUAUUUUAAUAUUCUUUCUUAGCCUACUAUUAAUAUAAGUAUGGAAAAUGGCUGUGAACACUGGAAACAUGCUCGUGCUCUGAUGCUUAUAUUAUUACAUGAAUAGUCUAGAUUUAAUAUAAACACAUUUUAUUCACAUAAUUCUCAUUAGUUGUAACUGAUUGCUUUUACUUUGUUAAAGCAAAUCAUGUUGAAAGACUUUCAAAAAUCCAAAGAAAUAUUAUUAAUAAUAAAAUUGAUGUGCAAGUAUUAAGUUUCU